Eriocheir sinensis (Chinese mitten crab) is the source of this 4637-nucleotide messenger RNA. Its product is annotated as zinc finger protein 239-like. Lineage: Eukaryota; Metazoa; Arthropoda; Malacostraca; Decapoda; Varunidae. The transcript is spliced from 3 exons. The record is from RefSeq and is a predicted model, not a curated record. The coding region runs from base 823 to 3183 and encodes 786 amino acids.
GGAUAAGUUUGGUUUCGAUAAGUUAGGUUAAGAUAAGUUAGGUUGUUAGGAUAAGUUUGGUUUCGAUAAGUUAGGUUAAGAUAAGUUAGUUUGUUAAGAUAAGUUAGGUUAGUUUGUUAGGAUAAGUUUGGUUGUCAGGAUAAGUAAGCUAUGUUGUCAGAAAAGUUAGGGUAAGUUAGGUAGUUAUAGGUAAGUUAGGUUGUUAGGAUAAGUAAGUUAGAUUGUUAGGAUAAGUUAGGUUGUUAGGAUAAGUUAGGUUGUCAGAAUAAGUUAGGGUAAAUUAGGUUGUCAAAAUAAUUUAGGUUGUUAAGUUAGAAUGUUAGGCUAAGUUAUGUUGUUAGGAUAAAUAAGUAAGAAUAAGUUAGGGUAAGUUAGGUUGCUAGGAUAAGUAAGUUGGUUGUCAGGAUAGGCUAGGAUAAGUUAGGUUGUUAGGAUAGGCUAGGAUAAGUUAGGUUGUUAGGAUAGGCUAGGAUAAGUUAGGUUGUUAGGAUAGGCUAGGAUAAGUUAGGUUGUUAGGAUAGGCUAGGAUAAGUUAGGUUGUUAGGAUAGGCUAGGAUAAGUUAGGUUGUUAGGAUAGGCUAGGAUAAGUUAGGUUGUUAGGAUAGGCUAGGAUAAGUUAGGUUGUUAGGAUAGGCUAGGAUAAGUUAGGUUGUUAGGAUAGGCUAGGAUAGGGUUAUUAGGAUAGGCUAGGAUAAGUUAGGUUAUUAGGAUAGGUUAGGUUGUUAAAAUAAGAUAGAUAACAAAACACUUAAAACUGACAUAAUAGGGAGCCUAGUCCUAUCACAUACUAACAAGGCCAUUCUCAAACACCCAAACGCAGCAAUGGAGGAAGCAAAACCAAACACCCCUGAAGACGAAGACAGCGACAAACAGGAAAACAGGACAGAAACAAACACAAAACCAAACAGCUGUGAGGAUGAAAACAGCAAUGAAAAGCGGAGCAUCCCAGAAACAAGCGCAGAAGCAAACGGAAGAGAGGAGGGAGGGAGGGACAAUGACGAGACUGAGACUGGAACAAACGGAGAACCAGACGUAGGAACAAACGGGGACAAACGGAGGAGCCAGAUGGAGAGAAACACAAUAUCAAACACCAGUGAGGAGGAAACAAGGGACGAUAAGGUGAAUGAGCCUGAAAUCGUCGCAGAAACAAACACAGCAACAAACAGGGAUGAACGGAGCAGCCAAAUGGAAACAAGCGGAAAUUCAAACGGAAGUGCAGAGGAAGCAAGGGUCGAUAAGGGAACUGAGUCUGGAAUCAACACAGAAACAUACGCAGACACAAACGCAGGAACAAACACCAACAAACACCAGAGUCAUCCAGAAACAAACGCAAUAUCAAACACCAGUGAGGAGGAAGCAAGGGUCGAUAAGGGAACUGAGCCUGGAAUCAACACAGAAACAUACGCAGACACAAACGCAGGAACAAACACCAACAAACACCAGAGUCAUCCAGAAACAAACGCAAUAUCAAACACCAGUGAGGAGGAAGCAAGGGUCGAUAGGGAGACUGAGCCUGGAAUGGACACAGAAACAUAUGCAGACACAAACGCAGGAACAAACACCAACAAACACCAGAGUCAUCCAGAAACAAACGCAUAUCCAAACAGAAGAGAGGAGGAGGAAAGGGACGAUAGGGAGACUGAGCCUGGAAUGGACACAGAACCAAACGCAGAAACAAACAGCGACGAACAUUACAGCCAGAUGGAGACAAACGUCGAAUCAAACAUCAGCGAGGAGGAGACCAUUAAAGAAGAACAGUAUCAAUGGGAAACAAACAUCGAAAUCAAGAUAGAUCCAAACGUCAUAACAAACAGCAGUGAAGAUUGGAGUGCAAUGGAAACAAACGAAGAUGGAGAUGAAGAGGAGGAGUGCCACUGGGAAACAAACAGGGAAGCAAACACAGACACAAACGUACUGACAAACGGAGGUGAAGUAUGGAGCCAAAUGGAAACAAACGGAGAAGAAAACGCCAUUGAGGGUGAAGGUAGAGAUGAGGAGGAGGGUCACCGGGAAACAAACACGGAGUCAUACGCAAAAACAAACAGCAGUGAUGAGGAGGAGGACAGCGAAGAGGAGCAGAGCGAAACAAAAACACACGUACAACCAAACGUCGCAGUAUUUAUCAAAGAGGAAAGCGCAGAACAUCCUCACGAGAUGGAAACAAACGCGGAAACAAACAUCGACGAGGAGGUGGAAAGCGCCAAACACCAGAGCAGCCCAGAAACAAACGUGGCAGACAUCAAGCAGGAGUGCGUUGAAGUGCAGGAAACAAACGCAAGUGAGAAAGGUGAUAAACAGAACCAGGCAGAAACAGAAACAAACGCAAAUGCAAACGGGACCUUCUAUUUGUGUGAGCUAUGCGGCAAAGUGUACAGGACCAAGUGUAACUUCGCCAAACACUCGUACACUCACGACAGUUCGAAACGCCCGGAAAAACACAAGGGGAAGAAGAAUAUAGGUCCGCGUACGUCCAAGUUCGGCAACGCGAAAAAACGUGGUAUAAACAGUGACAAGAUAUUUAAGUGCGAGAUAUGCGGAAAGACGUCAAACAACCGCGGCGACUUAAAGAAACACUCGUACUCACACAGUUCCGUUAAGAAUUUUAAGUGCGAGGUGUGCGGGAAAGGAUUCACAGUUAACAGCAGCCUACAUCGACACCUGUUAAUCCACGCCGGUGCUCGGAAUUUCGAGUGCAAGGAGUGCGGGAAAAAGUUCGUACAGAAAAACCAUCUUGAGAAUCACCUUCACAUACACACAGGGAACAGGAACCACGAGUGCGGGGAGUGCGGAAAGAGAUUCACCCAGCGGAGUAACCUCAACACACACACACUAACACACUACAACAUACGAAACCACCAGUGUAAUAUCUGCGGGAGGAAGUACACCAAGAAAAGCAGCGUCGAUACCCACAUGCUAACCCACAUAGGCAUUGCGAACUUCGAAUGCGAGCACUGCGGGAAAAAGUUCAUUAAGAAAAACACUUUGAGGAGCCACUCGCUAAUCCACGCCGGGAAACAUUACGUCUGUCAAGAAUGUGGAAAGGGGUUUACGCGGAAAGGCGACCUGGAUAUCCACAUGGUGACCCACACUGGGGAGAAGAGGUUUAAAUGCGACCACUGUGGCAAGCGAUUCGCCACCAAGAGCAAUAUCAUUAGUCAUAUGAGAGUCCACCGGAUUGUGUGAGAGGUUAGGUUAGGUUAGGAUGGGAGGCCUUGUGCACUGGUAUCCCGGUUUGUGUUCCGUGAGAUGAGAGAUUUGUUCAGGAAUAGGCGUAGACUGGGAGACCUGUGCACUCGUAUCCCGGUUAGUGUUUCGUGAGAUGAAAGAUUUGUUCAGGAAUAGGCAUAGACUGGUAGACCUGUGCACUCGUAUCCCGGUUAGUGUUCUGUGAGAUGAAAGAUUUGUUCAGGAAUAGGCAUAGACUGGUAGACCUGUGCACUCGUAUCCCGGUUAGUGUUUCGUGAGAUGAAAGAUUUGUUCAGGAAUAGGCAUAGACUGGUAGACCUGUGCACUCGUAUCCCGGUUAUAGUGUUCCGUGAGAUGAGAGAUUUGUUCAGGAAUAGGCAUAGACUGGUAGACCUGUGCACUCGUAUCCCGGUUAGUGUUUCGUGAGAUGAAAGAUUUGUUCAGGAAUAGGCAUAGACUGGUAGACCUGUGCACUCGUAUCCCGGUUAUAGUGUUCCGUGAGAUGAAAGAUUUGUUCAGGAAUAGGCAUAGACUGGUAGACCUGUGCACUCGUAUCCCGGUUAUAGUGUUCCGUGAGAUGAAAGAUUUGUUAAGGAAUACACAUAAGAGGGGGAUAAAAAUUUACGAGUGUUUAUUCCAUAUUUAAAGUAUAAUGCCACAAGGUUAAGUUAGGUAUGGAAUAUGUAGACGAGGAAGAUUGUGAUUGCAAAGGGAAAACGAGAGGAAAUUGCUUAGGAAAAGACAAAAGGGGGGAAGAAAAAUGUGAUUGCAAAGGGAAAACGAGAGGAAAUAGCAGAGGAAAAGACGAAAGGGGAAAGAAAAAUGGGAUUGCAAAGGGAAAACGAGAGGAAAUAACGGAGGAAAAGACGAAAGGGGAAAGAAAAAUGUAAUUGCAAAGGGAAAACAAGAGGAAAUAGCGGAGGAAAAGACGAAAGGGGGGAAGAAAAAUGUGAUUGCAAAGGGAAAAUGAGAGGAAAUAACGGAGGAAAAGACGAAAGGGGAAAGAAAAAUGGGAUUGCAAAGGGAAAACGAGAGGAAAUAACAGAGGAAAAGACGAAAGGGGAAAGAAAAAUGUGAUUGCAAAGGGAAAACGAGAGGAAAUAACAGAGGAAAAGACGAAAGGGGAAAGAAAAAUGUGAUUGCAAAGGGAAAACGAGAGGAAAUAACGAAGGAAAAGACGAAAGGGGAAAGAAAAAUGUGAUUGCAAAGGGAAAACAAGAGGAAAUAACGAAGGAAAAGACGAAAGGGGAAAGAAAAAUGGGAUUGCAAAGGGAAAACAAGAGGAAAUAACAGAGGAAAAGACGAAAGGGGAAAGAAAAAUGUGAUUGCAAAGGGAAAACAAGAGGAAAUAACGAAGGAAAAGACGAAAAGGGGAAAGAAAAAUGUGAUUGCAAAGGGAAAACAAGAGGAAAUAACGAAGGAAAAGACGAAAAGGGGAAAGAAAAAUGUGA